CCGGUCCGCCAUGCUGCAGGCUCGGCGGCUCCGGGGCUGAGGAGACUCUGGUGUUCCGAGUGCUUCGCUGUGACCCGCUGCCGGAAUCCGCCAUGGAUGCAGUGACGUAUGAGGAUGUGCAUGUGAACUUCACCCAUGAAGAGUGGGCUUUGCUGGAUCCUUGUCAGAAGAGUCUCUACAAAGAUGUGAUGCUGGAAACCUACUGGAACCUCUCUGCUGUAGGCUACAAAUGGGAAGACGAGAAUAUUGAAGAACAUUGUCAAAGUUCUAGAAGACAUGGAAGGUACAUGAUCUAUCACUCUGGAUACAAGCCAUGUGAACAUAAAGGAUAUGGAAAGAAGCAAUGUACUUCUGUCUCUCCCAGAAAAAAUAGGAGAUAUGUAGUAGUGCCCACUAUGAGAAGACAUGGUGAUCAUGAUACAAGGACAGAAUUAAUAGGAUUUCCAACUUCACCGGAAACACAUCAAGAAACUCACAUUGGAAAAGAGCCUUGUGAGUACAAGGAAUGUGGAAAUUCUUCUGUCUGGCCUGGUUCACAUUGCACAUGUAAUGUGACUCACACUAUAGGAAAAUGUUAUGAAUUCAAUCAGUGUGGUAAAACUCUGAGUUCUUCCAGUUCUCUUCAGAGAAGUGAAAAAACUCAUAUGGGAAAAGGAUGUUGUAAAUGUGAACCAUGUACAAAAGGCUUGAACCAUCCCAAGUUUCUUCAAACACAUGAAAGAAUCCAUAAUGAAGAGGAAUCCUGUGAAUGUAAACACUGUGACAAAACAUUUACAUCUGGUUGCUCUUUACAAUUACAUCAAGGAAUGCAUUUGAAAAUGAAACCCUAUGACUAUAAUCAAGAUGAUAAAGACUUUGCAUGUCAAAGUUAUCUUCAAGUGCCCAGAAUUCAUACUGGGAAGAAACCUUAUGAAUGUCAUCAAUGUGGAAAAGCCUUUGCACGUCCCAGUGAACUUAAAAUACAUGAAAGAUGUCACACUGGAGAGAAGCCCUAUGAAUGUAGUCAAUGUGGUAAAACAUUUGCAUAUCCUAGUAGUAUGCAAAGGCAUGAAAGAAAUCAUACUGUUGAGAAACCCUUUGAAUGUCACCAGUGUGGUAAAGCCUUUGUACAUAACAGUCAUCUUCAAAGGCAUGAAAGAAGUCAUUCUGGAGGGAAACGCUAUGAAUGUAAUCAGUGUGGUAAAGCCUUUACACAUAAUAGUCACCUUCAACGGCAUGAAAGAAGUCAUACUGGAGAGAGACCCUAUGAAUGUAAUCAAUGUGGUAUAGCCUUUUCAUCUCGCAGUAAUCUUCUCAGUCAUGAAAGAAGUCAUGCUGGAGUGAAACCCUAUGCAUGUAAUCAAUGUGGUAAAGCUUUUGCACGUAAGACUCAUCUUCAGUAUCAUGAAAGAAUACAUACUAGAGAAAAAUCCCAUGAACCUCAUAAAAGAAGUAAAACUUUGCAUACGAAGCAAAGACGCCGCCAUUUUGGAAAUACCAGUACCAUGGGGUGUCCACCAAAAUCAUCGGCAGUGGUGAAGUGGAACCAGUCAGAGCCUAGGAGGGAAGUUGUGGGAACUGCAGAGGGUGGAGCCAGAGAAGUGACCCAAACCCUUUGGAGAAGCCCUGAAGGUUGUGAGUGGAUCCCAGUCAUUAAUAGUGGAGUUAUUUAUACUGUUGGAGUUUGUUUUUCUGUUUUGCAGAAUGUGACUACCCUGAUUCUUCCCUCUUGAAGGGAGAAGGUAUUUAACUUUGAUUUUUAAAAAAGCCAUAAUUGAAAGACCUUCAACUUUUAAUAGAGACUUUGGAUUUUUAGUGAGAUUGGAUAUUUUUAAAGAAAAAUUUUAGUGUGUUUGAAUUUGUAAAGAUUGUGGGACUUAUUAAAGCUAUUUAUGUUUUUAAUAUGAGAUCUUGGGAAUGAAUAAGAAUGGAAGGGUUGUGGCUCAAUAGUGAUGUGUUUGCAUGUCAAGUUGACAAAAGUGACACGAGUUAUCUGAAAGGAGAGAAACUCAAUUGAGAAAAUACCUCCAUAAUAUCUGCUAUAAGGCAUUUUUAAAAAUAGAGACUGAUGGGGAAGGGUCUUGGAAUCUAAAAGAAAGCAGAUUGAGCAAGGCAUGGGAAGCAAACCACUAAGCAGCACCCCUCCAUGGCCUCUGCAUCAACUCCUGCCUCCAAGUUCCUGCCCCAUUUAGGUUUCUGUCCUGACUUCCUUUAAUGAUGAACAGCAAUAUACAAGUGUAGGCCAGAUAAUCCUCUUUCUUCUCAGCUUACUUUUUGGUUUCAUUGUUGAAAUUCUAAUGAAGAAAUCCUGUCUCAAAAAAUUUUAAAAAAAGUGGUUAUGAAUGGUUCAGCACUUAAACACACUGGCUGUUCUUCCAGAUGACACAGUUUCAAUUCCCAGCACCAACAUGGAAGUUCACAACUCUAAGUCCUGUUCCAAGUAUCCAACACACUCAUACAUAUGUACAUACAAACAAAACACCUAUGCAUGUAAAAUAAAAAUAAAGUAUUUUUUGAAAAAGAAUAUAUCAUAAUAUCAUAUUAUGGAACUUUCCCUACAUAAUUUGGACUCAUCUCUAAUCAAGUAAAUUUUUUUUUUUUUUUUUUUUUGGUUUUUCGAGACAGGGUUUCUCUGUGUAGCUUUGCACCUUUCUUGGAACUCACUCUGUAGUCCAGGCUGGCCUCAAACUCACAGAAGGCUCUGCCUUCCGAGUGCUGGGAUUAAAGGCAUGCGCCACCACUGCCCGGCUCAAGUAAAUUUUUUGUUGUCUUCAUUCACAUCGAGAGAACUGUGUUAACAAUGAGAAACAAUGUGCAGAGUCCAUUCACAGAGCGACAGAAAGCAGUCACUCCUUCAAUGACCAAAUAGUUGAGAAUUUCAUCUUUCUAAGUGAUAGAAGACAGAAACAGUAAUGGUGUAACUCCAUCUUCUACAGUAUAAAUGACAUAUUGGCAAGUUGGGGAUUUGACUCAGUAGUACUGAUGCUGUUGGGUACCCAAGUUUGGUUCCUAGCACUCACGUCUGAUGGUUCAGAACUACUUAUAAAGCUUUUUUCUGGAGAUCUGAUCCACUCUUCUGGCUUCCUUGGGCACCAGGUAUGCAAGUAGUGCAAAGACAGAUAUAUAUGUAUCUGUAUAUGUGUAUGCUUCAUAUUUUUAAAAUAGCUUCUUCAUGUAUAUGUUAUGUUUUUUCUUAAAAUUAAAAUAAAUUUAAUUUAGGUGUACCAUUGGAACAUGGUUUCCAGAAAGGGGUCAUUGAUGAGAAUUCUACAUGCUUAUGUUAACAAUCCAAGAAAAGACAAGAGGCUUGUGACCUCAGUUUCUUCAAAACAUGAGAUUGUUCUUGGAAUGUGUUUUUGCACUCCUCCCAAGUGUAGUGGGUAGGAGUGAGUUCACUUGAGAUUACACAUUAUUGCUUGCUUUGUUAUUUAUUAAAUGCUUAAACUAUCAUGUAUAUGCCUGUAUGCAAAGACAUGUUUUGUCCCAUGUGGCUUGUUUUUAUCAUUGUAUACAGCUUGAACUCAUGAGACCUUUCUUCCUCAUGUGACCUUUCUUAACCUGCAGAAUAUAAAUUUUCUGGGCCUCCGAAUAAAGUUGGCUAUUGUAUGAGA
This is a messenger RNA of Peromyscus californicus insignis, 3590 nucleotides long. RefSeq names its product zinc finger protein 120-like. The coding region runs from base 93 to 1712 and encodes 539 amino acids. Lineage: Eukaryota; Metazoa; Chordata; Mammalia; Rodentia; Cricetidae. The record is from RefSeq and is a predicted model, not a curated record. Gene Ontology annotation, biological process: regulation of DNA-templated transcription. The transcript is spliced from 4 exons.